This is a messenger RNA of Bufo bufo (common toad), 975 nucleotides long. RefSeq names its product carboxymethylenebutenolidase homolog. Gene Ontology annotation, molecular function: hydrolase activity. The coding region runs from base 123 to 863 and encodes 246 amino acids. The record is from RefSeq and is a predicted model, not a curated record. The transcript is spliced from 6 exons. NCBI's taxonomy places the organism in Eukaryota, Metazoa, Chordata, Amphibia, Anura, Bufonidae.
CGCAAGGGGAUCCAGUCUUUGCUAUGGACAGUUAUUGGAUGCAGCAAUGUUGACAGUGAGGGAGCCCAGUGGUGGCUGGCAUAAGAAGGAGCAGGGAGAAAGUGCCAGGAAUCAGAUUUACAAUGGCAAAUGAAGCACGACCUUGCCCUUGUGAGCUUGGAGAUCAGUUUGACCAUAAGAAUCUUGGAAAUGAGAUUCAGAUUGAACAUAUAAAAGCUUACAUCUCUAAACCAAAAACAAGCACAGAUAAAGCCAUAAUUGUGGUUCAAGAUGUUUAUGGAUGGGAGCUUUCCAACACAAGAUACUUUGCUGAUCUGCUUGCUUCACAGGGAUACAUUGCUGUCCUGCCUGACUUUUUUGUGGGACAGGAACCAUGGAACUCAACCUAUGAUCAUGUUGAUUUUUUUAAAUGGCUUGAAACGCGACCAGCCGAUAAAGCAUACAGAGAGGCCGAUGCUGUGCUGAGAUAUUUAAAGGAGCAGUGUCAAGCAAAAAGUAUUGGCGUGAUUGGAUUUUGCUGGGGUGGCAUUGUAACCCAUUAUCUCAUGCUAAAAUAUCCUGAACUAAAGGCUGGAGUAGCAUUUUAUGGUUUAGUCCGUGAAGAAUGUGAUAAAUAUAAUUUGCUUAAUCCAACGUUGUUCAUUUUUGGUGAAAAUGAUCCCCUCAUACCACUAGAACAGGUUAGAUCUCUGGAUGAAAAACUUAAAGAGCAUUCCAAGGUUGAUUAUAAAGUUAAAGUCUAUCCAAAGCAAAAUCAUGGGUUUGCCCAUCGGAAGAAAGAGGAGAUCAACCCUGAUGACAAGCCAUACAUUCUAGAAGCAAGGAAGGACAUGCUUGAUUGGCUGAAGAAAUAUGUAAAUUAAUUACCUGGAGUGUUGCCAGAUAUAUUACAUUAAAAUAAAAAAAUGUUUUUAAUAAGAUCUUAAAAAUGAUAACAUCAAAGAACACCAUGUAUAUUAAAGUUACAACAAUUAA